This is a messenger RNA of Auanema sp. JU1783, 912 nucleotides long. Lineage: Eukaryota; Metazoa; Nematoda; Chromadorea; Rhabditida; Rhabditidae. The record is from the annotation of a GenBank genome assembly.
AUGGAUAUGGAUCAAAAGCCGUUUGCUUCUGAUUACUCGAAUAGCUACGGAUAUUAUCAAAACCAAACCUCGGCUGCAGUGCCAGAUUUCGCAGCUGCUCGUAAUGGAGUUGGCUCAUACUUUUGUCCGACUUUUCCAACUUCUGCGGCGAGUUCCAUGUACACUCAGCCACAAUCGCAUUUCAUUUACCCUCAUCCCACAACUAAUUCUCCUGAAGAACACAUUACGACCAAAAUUCAAGAAGGUUCAGAAGUUAAAAUAAACAAAAACGGGAAAAAAGUGCGUAAACCUCGUACUAUUUAUUCCAGUCAACAGUUAGCGAUGCUUCAAAAGAGGUUUAUUAAAACUCAGUAUCUUGCUCUCCCUGACAGAGCAUCAUUGGCUGCAGAACUUGGAUUGACACAAACACAAGUGAAAAUUUGGUUUCAAAACCGACGAUCGAAACAAAAGAAACAGAAAAACUGUCCCGAUCGAGGAUCGGACGACGAGGGAGAAACUGAAGAAUCCCAUGAUGCUCAAUCCCCCGAUUGCGAAUCGGAUGCUCCAUCUAGUGGUACAGUAGCAAGUUCUGGCGCACCUACAGCAAGCACACCCAUUUUAUCAAUCGGGUCUAAUAAUACGACAUCCACACCAUCAAAUGGUGUAACUUCGAAUGAUUGGGCUCAAUCUAUAGUUUUAACCAAUCAACAGCCCUCAGCUAUGUUGCCCACACCUACUUCUGCAAUACUACCUCCAAUGGCAACUACUGCUGUAGCUAGCAAUGGAAUUUCCAGCACAAACUUAUUAACAACUCCUCUUAGUACGUACGAUGCUUUAAAGUAUCCCGAUGGACAAGAUGUGAAACCAUUUUAUGAUCCUAUGCAAAGUUAUUAUGCACCUUACGGCUUACCACAUAGUUAUACUGGAUAUUGA